GCGGCGCGCGCGGGGUCGCUGUGGGCGCUGAGGGGGCGGCGGGCAGCGCGGUGCCAGGCGCGGUGAGGGCGGGCAGCGGCGCCGCGCCGGCUCCCGGCGUGUCCUUGUGCCCUCCCACUGCCCGCCAGCGGCUCCCUCUGUGCCCGCUCUGCUGCCGCCCGGGUCACGGUGCCCUCGGGUCCCACAGCACGGGGGCUGCCCGCGAAGGGCGUGGCGGUCUGUGGGGUUUGGGGCCCUGUUUUCCCAGUCCCUGAGGACUGGAGAGCCGCAAAUGCGGGGCUGGCAGCGGGGCCCCUGGGCUGUGGCAGCAGGCGGUGGCACCAUGUCGUGCCGUGCGUGAGCUCCCCUUGGCAGGAGAGGGAAAUAAAGCGCUGGUGAGAGGCUGUGGAUGCUCCCAGCAGCAGCGCUGCCCGCGGCAGUCUCUGCGAGGCUCCCUUCAGCGUGCUCAGAACGCGCUCAGGGGCUCUCCGCGAGAUCUCUUGCUUACUUCUGGACUUGGACAGGCCUAAUCUGUGAAGAUAAUUAAAGUUCCUCUACUGUGGAUGCUGUGAAGCCUUGAAAUUCUUGACAGAAUGACAAAAUAGGAAAUACUGUUAAAUUCCAGCGCCAUUUGUAGCCAUUGUGAGCGUCCUUAUUCUAAAAAGACACCGUGUGGAUGAACUCCUCGGGAUGCUCGAGGAAAGCACUGAAGUUUGAAGGACUUCCAGGAUCCUGGCUGUGACACAGGUUCUGCUGCCGAGCCUCAGUGUGCCGGCCCUGCUCUGGCUGCUGCUGUAACCCGCGCUGUCGGUAACGCUCCCGGCGGCUUGCCGUGUGUUGGCGAGCCCGGCGGCCCGGCCAUGUCCCCGCUGCCCGAGGUGCGCAGCUCGGUGCAGCUGUACCGGUACCUGCUGCGCUGCUGCCGCCGCCUGCCCGCGGGCCCCGUCCAGCAGCACUACCGGCACGCCAUCCGCCAGAGUUUCAAAGUCCAUGCUGAUGAAGACGAUCCUGAGCGAAUCCAGCAGAUCAUUAAGAGAGCCAUUGAAGAUGCUGACUGGGUGAUGAAUAAAUAUAAAAACCAGAAGUAGAAGAGGAAGGAUGAAACCAAGGAGGACAUUGGUAAACAUCCUUAGAGGACUUGCAGUCAAGCCCAGUACUGUAUUAGAAUUAUUGCCUGAAGUUUUGUCUUGGAUAAUAUAAAUACAAUAAUUUACAUUUCACUGGGAUGUCAUGAAGCUAAAUUAAUAUUUCUGAAGAAAUUAAAUUUUGUAAAUUGCCUUGUAUAAUCACGAACUUCUAAGUUAAAGCCCAAGCUUGCCUAACA
Molecule: messenger RNA, 1303 nt
Organism: Onychostruthus taczanowskii (white-rumped snowfinch)
Lineage: Eukaryota; Metazoa; Chordata; Aves; Passeriformes; Passeridae
Gene: LYRM9
Product: LYR motif containing 9
Exons: 6
Coding region: 840-1067 (75 amino acids)
Source: RefSeq, a predicted model, not a curated record